Molecule: messenger RNA, 1579 nt
Organism: Sinocyclocheilus anshuiensis
Lineage: Eukaryota; Metazoa; Chordata; Actinopteri; Cypriniformes; Cyprinidae
Product: cyclin-dependent kinase-like 1
Exons: 11
Coding region: 274-1353 (359 amino acids)
Biological process (GO): protein phosphorylation
Cellular component (GO): nucleus
Molecular function (GO): protein serine/threonine kinase activity; ATP binding
Source: RefSeq, a predicted model, not a curated record
UCGACGCAUGUCCAGUGACGUUGCCGGAACGACGGCUUAUAGGAUGCAGCUUUCUGGAAGACAAUGCCUCAGGAAAGUGCAGGCACUGAACUGAAAGAACUGCGUGUUUGGAGCUCAUGAGGAAUAUUUGCGACUGUAAUAAACAGUGAAAUGAUGCUCACAGCCAAUGAGGAAGUACUGUUAUUCUUUAACAUAGAGGAGAUGAGAAAAGUUUUGGAAUUGUAAUUGACACGAGUCGUUCUUCAGUAUGUAACGCUUCAUGAUCUCUGUGAUAUGGAUAAGUAUGAGAAACUGGCUAAGAUCGGCGAGGGCUCAUACGGAGUGGUGUUCAAAUGCAGACACAGGGACACUGGUCAGAUAGUGGCCAUUAAAAAGUUUGUUGAGUCUGAAGAUGACCCGGUCAUCAAGAAGAUCGCACUGAGAGAAAUCCGCAUGCUGAAGCAGCUGAAGCAUGUGAAUCUGGUGAACUUGCUCGAGGUCUUCAGGAGAAAGAGACGCCUUCAUCUGGUCUUUGAGUUCUGUGAGCAAACUGUUCUAAAUGAACUGGACAAACACCCCAGAGGGGUUCCUGAGGCACAACUCAAGAGUAUUCUGUGGCAAACUCUACAGGCCGUGAACUUCUGUCACAAACAGAAUUGUAUCCAUCGGGACGUCAAACCGGAGAACAUUCUUCUGACCAAGACCGGUGUGAUCAAACUAUGUGAUUUUGGCUUUGCUCGCAUCCUCAGUAAGUGUCUUUGCCCCACUCACUCACUCUCUAGCCAUUUAUAUGCAUUUAGGCAGCAUGAAGCCUCACAGGUGCAGUCAGCCAGUCAGGAUCUGCUUACAUGCAUCAUCCUUGGGCUUCAGCUGGAUGUCUGGGCCCUCGGUUGUGUCUUUGCCGAGUUGCUUUCUGGAAAUCCUCUUUGGCCGGGACGUUCUGACGUGGAUCAGCUGCACCUCAUACGACAAACCCUGGGUGACUUGAUCCCACGGCAUCAGCAGGUGUUUCACUCCAAUGUCUUCUUUAGUGGCGUCAGCAUCCCUGAGCCUGAUACCAUGGAGCCACUAGAGAAGAGGUUCCAUGGUGUUUCUCCUCAUGCUAUUACUGUGAUGAAGUCCUGCCUAGUUAUGGAUCCAUCUGGCAGGUUGUCAUGUGAAGAGCUUUUAGAGCUGCCAUACUUCCAGGAGGAUGGGGGAACGGGAUGGGGCAGAGAAACUGAUCGCCUCCCAAGACGUUAUGAGAAAGGCACAAGACGCAGAGCUCCCGCGCCUCAAUACUUUCCCCAGCUGACCAAUAGUAACAUCUCACCAGCACCUGAACUGAAGAAUAAACACAGACACAAACACGACCAUCAUCUUCCCAACAUCUGACCUUGGGACUGGUGCAAAUGUGUUUAGGGCACACAGGUUUUCAGUGGAACGAGCUAAUGCAUGUAUUGCAAACAACAGAGGAUUGCAGAAAUGCUGUUAUAUAGAAGGACUGACAGUGUAAUAUUAGUAAUAUUACUGAAGCAUAGCUAUUUUAAAAGUUAAUGUUGACAGAUAGUCCUGGAAUCUGAUAUUCUGCAUAUACAGUGGCCACAAAAAUAUUUUGACA